AUUUCUUAAGAAAAUGGUGAAAUUAGGAGCAACUAAAUUUUGUCUCCUCUCAUGUGUACUUGUCUUGUUCUUGAGUUCAGUCUCAGCAGUCAUAUAUGAUCGUCAAGAUAAACAAGUGUAUAUCGUCUACAUGGGUUCAAUUCCGUCUCGACCGGACUACACACCAAUGUCGAAUCACGUAAGUAUUCUUCAAGAAGUCACCGGAGAAAGUUCGGUCGAAGGUCGUUUGGUGAGAAGUUACAAGAGGAGUUUCAACGGGUUCGCUGCUCAACUCACUAAGUCAGAACGAGAACGUGUAGCCGAAAUGGAGGGAGUUGUUUCUGUGUUCCCGAGCAAAAUGUACAAACUCCAAACGACGGCGUCUUGGAACUUUAUGGGGUUAAAGGAAGGAAAUAACACAAAGCGAAACUUGGCCGUAGAGAGUGAUACUAUUGUCGGAGUCUUCGACUCUGGGAUCUCGCCGGAAUCCGAAAGCUUCUCCGACAAAGGCUUUGGUCCUCCUCCUAAGAAAUGGAAAGGUGUUUGCUCCGGCGGCGCAAAUUUCACAUGCAACAAUAAGUUGAUUGGGGCAAGAGACUACACAAGCAAAGGUGCUAGGGAUUAUGGAGGGCAUGGUACACACACGGCGUCCACGGCGGCUGGAAACGCAGUCGCCAACACAAGCUUCUUUGGAAUCGGCAAUGGAACAGCGAGAGGCGCCGUUCCGGCAUCUAGGAUCGCCGUUUACAAAGUCUGCACCGUGAAAGGGUGUGCCACGGAAUGGGUAAUGUCUGCGUUCGAUGACGCGAUCGCGGAUGGUGUUGACCUCAUCAGCAUCUCCCUCGGCGGAGACGAGGCCAUUGUGUACGACCAAGACGCAUUGGCGAUUGGUGCUUUUCACGCCAUGGCCAAAGGGAUUCUCACUGUGCACGCAGCCGGUAAUAAGGGUCCGAAUCCAAGCACGGUCUCGAGUGUAGCGCCAUGGAUCUUAACCGUUGCAGCCAGCUCCACGAACCGUGGGUUUAUCUCUAAAGUUGUUCUUGGAAACGGCAAGACACUUGUCGGAAAAUCAUUGAAUGCUUUCGAUCUGAAAGGGAAAAAGUAUCCUCUUGUGUACGGAGAAUCUGAAGCUUGUAGUAAUAAAUCUCUGGUGAAUGGCAAAAUCGCGGUGUGCGAUUAUCCGAUUGGUUCAGAAUUAGCUGUUGGAUUCGUAUUUGAAGAAGAAAAGGACUAUGCCUCCAUUACCCCUUGGCCCCUCUCUUAUCUUUCACUGCAAGACUUUGACUCUCUUGUCACUUACGCUAAGUCCACAAAGUCCCCGAAAGCGGCUAUUCUGAAAAGUGAAGCAAUCUUAAAUCAGAAAGCUCCCAAACUUGCUUCCUUCUCUUCCCGCGGUCCAAACACUGUCGCAUUUGAUCUUCUAAAGCCCGAUAUCACAGCGCCAGGAGUAGAGAUCCUCGCUGCCUACUCACCUCUGGCUUCACCAAUAGCGGGAGAGAACGACCCAAGACGUGUGAAGUACUCUGUUCUCACCGGAACUUCAAUGGCUUGUCCACACGUUGCAGGCGUGGCAGCUUACGUCAAGACGCUUCAUCCUGAAUGGUCUCCUUCCGUGAUCCAAUCAGCCAUCAUGACAACCGCUUGGCCAAUGAAUGCUACUGGAACUGGGAUUGCAUCGACCGAGUUUGCUUAUGGAGCUGGACAUGUGGACCCAAUAGCCGCUCUGAACCCUGGACUUGUCUAUGAACUGGACAAAGCAGAACACAUCGCCUUUCUCUGCGGCUUGAACUACACUUCAAAAUCCCUUAAACUCAUUUCUGGUGAAGCAGUCACUUGCAGUGGAACAACUUUGCCAAGAAACCUCAACUAUCCUUCAAUGUCGGCAAAACUUCCAGGAUCCAAGAGCUCCUUCUCCGUCACAUUCAACAGAACCGUCACAAACCUCGGCACCCCUAACUCUACAUACAAAUCAAAGAUUCUUUUAAAUCACGGAUCUAAGCUCAACGUCACGGUCUCGCCUAGUGUUCUAUCUAUGAAGUCAGAGAAUGAGAAGCAGUCUUUCGUGGUGACUGUUUCAGGCAGCGGUCUCGACCCAUAUUUGCCUUCGUCUGCGAAUCUAAUUUGGUCAGAUGGCAUACAUAACGUGAGAAGCCCCAUUGUUGUUUAUACUAGUGAC
Molecule: messenger RNA, 2155 nt
Organism: Thlaspi arvense
Lineage: Eukaryota; Viridiplantae; Streptophyta; Magnoliopsida; Brassicales; Brassicaceae
Source: the annotation of a GenBank genome assembly